This is a messenger RNA of Protopolystoma xenopodis, 309 nucleotides long. NCBI's taxonomy places the organism in Eukaryota, Metazoa, Platyhelminthes, Monogenea, Polystomatidea, Polystomatidae. The record is from the annotation of a GenBank genome assembly.
AUGACUUUCCAUUUCGAAGAAAACGAUGGCUGGAAGGAAUUCAUGAAAUCGUCUCAUCGGAAACCGAAGGAGGAUUGCAGCAGAGUGAAGACUGCUGGAUUGUACAAAAAAGUCCGGUAUCAGGCGAUUCCGAUGCACCUGGGCCAAGCUUUCGUCUGUACCGUCGUGACAGACAUAAUCAACAUUUCCGAUGAGACCAUUUCACAAAUUCCUCCCAAGCAACUUUUCCUUUUAACCGGAAAGUCAUGUCACACAAAUGUUUCCUUUUCAUGUGUUCCUAAUGAUUUGACGACCAUCAAGAGCUCUUGA